Messenger RNA from Pedinophyceae sp. YPF-701, 978 nucleotides. Lineage: Eukaryota; Viridiplantae; Chlorophyta; Pedinophyceae. The record is from the annotation of a GenBank genome assembly.
AUGAGCGGUCUUUACCACACGUGUUCGCUGGGUGCGGUCCUGAGGGGCAGUCGGGGCCCGGCCUGGCUGCCUCACCAACGCGCACGGCCGCAGCGGCCUGCACGCCGCCACAUCACCGUUGCGCCCGUCGUCGCGGGCGCAAAUCCGCGAGGGCGAGCUCCAGUCAUCAAUGACAAGUACGUUCGGGACGCGAAGAAGGCUGGAUAUGUUUCGAGGGCCGCGUACAAGCUACAGGAAAUACAGCAGCGCUUCCGUGUGGUGCGGCCCGGCGGCAGGGUCCUGGACCUCGGGUGCUUCCCAGGCUCGUGGAUGCAAGUGGCGUGCGAGGCGCUGGGCCCUCCGAAGCGCAAGGGCCUCCUCGUCGGCAUCGACCUGAAGGCCACGCCCAAGCCACCGCGCGUCGACUCGCGCGCGCGCAUCCUUCAGGGCGACGCGUUCGAGUACGGCGCCGUGCAGCUCCUCGCGAUGAGCCCGUCGGGCUUCACGACCGUCCUGUCUGACAUGUGCCCUGACACCAGCGGCAACGUGGCGCUCGAUGUGGGGGGGUCCCUCUCCGUCGCGUCGCGGGCGCUCGCCCUCGCGACGGGCCCGCUGCCGGAGGAGUGGGCGCACAACUACGGCGGCCUGGACCCCGUCUCGGCCGGCGACGGUGACAUGGGCGACAUGUUUUCGGAGGGGGUGUCUUUCCACCCGGACGACCUGGCGCUGUUGACGGGGUCGCACAUCCGGCCGGAGGACGGCGUGCUGGUGUCGGGGGGCAACUUCGUGGCUAAGAUCCUCGAGGGGGAGGGGUUUCCGGAGUUCCUCGGCAUCGUGAAGCAGCGGUUUAAGAAGGUCAAGGCCAUUCGACCAAAGGCGACGCGGAGCAUGUCGAGGGAGGUGUUCGUGGUGGCCAUGGAGCGCAAGGGCGGGGCGCCGGCGCGGCCGCCGAAGAAGGGCGGUGGCGACGGAGGCAGCGAGGCUCCGCAGAGCGCGUAG